This is a messenger RNA of Talpa occidentalis (Iberian mole), 1521 nucleotides long. It is a transcript of the gene CHRNA9, whose product is annotated as cholinergic receptor nicotinic alpha 9 subunit. The record is from RefSeq and is a predicted model, not a curated record. Gene Ontology annotation, cellular component: postsynaptic membrane; synapse; neuron projection. The coding region runs from base 82 to 1521 and encodes 479 amino acids. The transcript is spliced from 5 exons. Gene Ontology annotation, molecular function: transmembrane signaling receptor activity; acetylcholine-gated monoatomic cation-selective channel activity. Gene Ontology annotation, biological process: monoatomic ion transmembrane transport; nervous system process; chemical synaptic transmission. NCBI's taxonomy places the organism in Eukaryota, Metazoa, Chordata, Mammalia, Eulipotyphla, Talpidae.
UGUACCCAGACCCUCUUGUUCACGGAGGCAGGUGGAAAAUUGUGCUGCCUGCCUGGGAUACAAUAGAGGCUCAGGAACAAGAUGAACUGGCCCCAUUCCUGCAUCUCCUUUUGCUGGAUUUACUUUGCUGCCUCCAGACUGAGAGUUGUAGAAAUGGCAGAUGGAAAAUAUGCUCAGAAGUUGUUUAAUGACCUUUUUGAAGAUUAUUCCAAUGCUCUCCGUCCAGUAGAAGAUACAGAUGAAGUCUUGAAUGUCACUCUGCAGAUUACGCUUUCUCAGAUUAAGGAUAUGGAUGAAAGAAACCAAAUUCUGACCGCCUACCUAUGGAUCCGCCAAAUCUGGCAUGAUGCAUAUCUCACAUGGGAUCGAGACCAGUAUGAUGGACUGGACUCCAUCAGGAUCCCCAGCGACCUGGUGUGGAGGCCAGACAUUGUCCUGUAUAACAAGGCUGAUGAUGAGUCUUCUGAACCUGUAAAUACCAAUGUGGUCCUGCGGUAUGAUGGGCUGAUCACCUGGGAUGCCCCAGCUAUCACCAAAAGCUCCUGUGUGGUGGAUGUCACCUACUUCCCCUUUGAUAACCAGCAGUGCAAUCUGACCUUUGGUUCCUGGACCUACAAUGGCAAUCAGGUGGACAUAUUCAACUCCCUGGACAGCGGAGACCUGUCUGACUUCAUUGAAGAUGUGGAGUGGGAAGUCCAUGGCAUGCCUGCCGUGAAGAAUAUGAUCUCCUACGGCUGCUGCUCUGAGCCUUACCCGGAUGUGACGUUCACGCUUCUUCUGAAGAGGAGAUCUUCCUUCUAUAUCGUCAACCUCCUCAUCCCAUGCGUCCUCAUAUCUUUUCUGGCCCCCUUGAGUUUUUAUCUUCCAGCAGCCUCUGGGGAAAAAGUCUCCCUGGGUGUGACCAUCUUGUUGGCCAUGACUGUAUUUCAGCUGAUGGUGGCAGAGAUCAUGCCAGCUUCAGAAAAUGUCCCUUUGAUAGGCAAAUACUACAUAGCCACCAUGGCCUUGAUCACAGCCUCCACUGCCUUGACCAUCAUGGUGAUGAAUAUCCACUUCUGUGGGGCUGAGGCCCGGCCAGUGCCACAGUGGGCCAGGGUGGUCAUCUUGAAGUACAUGUCCAGGAUCUUGUUUGUCUAUGAUGUUGGUGAGAGUUGCCUCAGCUCCUGCCAUGACAGGGAGCAGGACCAUCUCUCAAAGGUUUAUGUCAAACUCCCAGGGCCUAACCUGAAAACAACUGGGAACAAAGACCUUUCCAGAAAGAAGGAAAUGAACAAACUCUUCAAGAAUGACUUGGUGAGCCAGAGAGAGAACCCCCAGGGAGCUGACAGUUGCUGUGCACGGUACACAGCGCUGACAAGGAACAUCGAAUACAUUGCCAAGUGCCUCAGAGACCACAAAGCCACCAAUUCCAAGGGGACCGAAUGGAAGAAGGUUGCAAAAGUCAUAGACCGAUUCUUUAUGUGGAUUUUUUUCAUUAUGGUGUUUGUGAUGACUAUUUUGAUCAUAGCAAGAGCAGAUUAG